UCGUCCAGCCUCCAGCUUCUCAGUUCUCAUCACUCCAGCCUCCCACAGAACAGAACAACACCCACGACUCCACGAGGCCCUCAACGCACUCACGGCCGUCGCACUCACCUCAACGCACUCACCUCCGUCGCGCCUUCAGCACCGUCACCCCGUCACCAGCGUUGCGCCGUCAGCUCCGUGGCGCCGUUGGGUCCGUCGCGCCUUCCGAUACCUCGCGCAGUCAGCACCUUCCCGCCGUCAGCUCCGUCGCGCACACAGCUCCGUCGCGCCCUCAGCCACUUCGCAUGUCACCUCCGUCGAGCUCUGCCUCUGAGAAAGCAAUAGAGAAGCGUUGAAGCGUUGAAGCGUUGUCCUUCGAGCUCUGGGAGAAGGCAAUAGAUUUCCUCAUUUCCAGAGCAAAACCUAGCUCCGUCUACGAGGAUCGCUGCGCUGCUGGUGGCGCUUGGGAUCUGCGUGUGUUCGUCGUGGUGAAGCUCGCUUCCUAGUUCGCAAAUCGCCAGUUGCUUCGUUGCAGCGGUGGAGUCGUUGUCCCCCGGCCCUUCACCCUGGAAAAAUAUGAGUGAAAGGCCAAAGAAUUGAAGGAAUAAGCACUGUAAUUACAACAUGGACAACUAUAGAGAAUUUAAUUUUAACAUGUGUAUGAUGAUGCUGGGUUUUGAAAGGUCUUAUUGCUAUGGGUACUGCUAGUAAGGUAAAGGCUGAAUUGGUCACCCACCUCAUCAUGCACGACACAUGUUUGAUGAAAUUCUCCAUACACCUUUUAUGCAUAAAACAAGCUCCUACCCUUGAGCAAUGUUGUUCGUGAUGCUUUGCCUUUGAAAGUUUUCAAAAUCUGUCAUUUCUUUCUCUGUGUUAUGAUUUGGAGUUAUGGGCUCCAAAACAUUGUUUAAGUGGCCAAAGCAAAUUACAAAUUCCCUGGUUGAGCAGCUGAUAAAAACAGAAAGGGAUAUACACAGAGCUCUCCUUGUGUUUGACUCGGCAACAGCUGAAUAUAGCAAUGGCUUUCGUCAUGAUCACAAGACUUUUGGUAUCAUGAUCUCUAAGUUGGUCACUGUGAACCAGUUUCGGUUAGCAGUAGGAUUGCUUGAGAGAAUGAAGCAAGAAAAUUGUGAGGUUACAGAGGACAUAUUCUUAACUAUUUUCAGAGGUUAUGGACGUGUGCAUAGGCCACUUGAUGCCAUGAGGGUAUUCCUGAAGAUGGAACACUUUAAGUUGCGGCCCAGUGUGAAGUCAUAUCUUACAAUGAUGAAUAUUCUUGUGGAGGAAAACCAUUUAAAGAGGGCCCUUGGUUUUUACAGGGAGAUGAGAGGAACAGGCAUUCCCCCUAGUGUUGUUUCCCUCAACAUUUUAAUCAAAGCCCUCUGUAAGAGCAAUGAAACCAUUGACAUGGCUUUGCAGAUAUUUCGCGAGAUGCCAAACCGGGGAUGCCAGCCAGAUUCUUAUACAUAUGGCACAUUGAUUAAUGGGCUGUGUAAACUGGGAAAAGUCAGUCAGGCAAAAGAGCUGUUCGAUGAGAUGGAGCAGAAAGAAUAUGCACCAUCUGUUGUUACCUAUAGUAGUAUGAUACAUGGGAUGUGCCAAUCUAAUAACUUGGAUGAAGCCAUGCAAUUGCUUGAAGAGAUGAAAAGAAACAGCAUUGAGCCAAAUGUUUUUACUUAUACUUCUUUGAUGGACGGUUUAUGUAAAAGUGGGCAUUCAUUACGAGCAUUAGAGCUUUUAGAAAUGAUGAUUAUAAAGCGUCAUUUGCCUAACAAUGUCACUUAUACAACUUUAAUUGAUGGGCUAUACAAAGAAGGAAAGCAUAGGGAAGCUGUGCAUGUUCUUGACAGGAUGAGGCUUCAAGGUUUGAAACCAAGUGCAGGGCUGUACGGGAAAAUCAUAAAGGGCUUCUGUGCUGAAUGCAGCUAUCAAGAAGCUGCGAACUUCAUCGAUGAGAUGGUGCUUGGCGGUAUUAAGCCAAGUCGAGUGACUUGGGGGCUUCACGUUAGAAUGCAUAACAUGGUGAUCCAAGGCCUUUGUAGUAGUAUUGAUCCACCCCGUGCAUUUCAGUUGUAUCUUAGUACACGAACUAGAGGUGUUUCAAUUGAAGUUGGCACUUUUGAUUGUUUAGUCAAAUGUUUUUGCAAGAGGGGAGACCUGCACAAAGCUGCUCGAAUUCUUGAUGAGAUGGUAUUAGAUGGCUGCAUUCCAGAUGAGGGAAUAUGGAAUGCAGUAAUAGUUGGACUUUGGGAUCGGAAAAGAGUUAGAGAAGCCACUGAGCUACUGCUUGCUGAACUGAAACAGAAAUUUGUUGAAGCUGAAAGUUGAAGCUUGUAAAAUUUUAUACCACAUGUAUGCCCAUUGCAUUUUCCAAAGUCUUGGGUAAAUUAAAUUCAGGGGAAGAUGACAGGCUAAUGUUAAAAGUCUAUGGUGAGGAUAAAUUAACUAUGCAUCAAAUCUCUUCUGGAAAACGGUUGUGAAAGUAUGAGACAAGGAGCAAGACAAGUUAUUUAAGUGGGAAGCCAAUUCCAUGUCUCUUUGUAGGAAAUACAACAAAGAAAAUGCUGCAGAAAAUGCCAAUGCCCACAGGCAAUACUGUGAGGAUUUCCUCUGUCUCUAGAGAUGGCUCUGGAAAGAAGCAACUUACUACAUUCUGAUCAAAUAAUGCAAUUGCUGCAAACACCAAAGCUGAUACAGCUGCAUGCAUGAAAUCUAUAAACCGCAGUUUAUAUUUAGCAGC
Arachis stenosperma is the source of this 2719-nucleotide messenger RNA. RefSeq names its product pentatricopeptide repeat-containing protein At5g46100. Gene Ontology annotation, molecular function: protein binding. NCBI's taxonomy places the organism in Eukaryota, Viridiplantae, Streptophyta, Magnoliopsida, Fabales, Fabaceae. The record is from RefSeq and is a predicted model, not a curated record. The transcript is spliced from 6 exons. Bases 868 to 2307 code for a protein of 479 amino acids.